AUGGGGGGCCAGCAGUUUGGCCUGGCUGGAGUGGAAGGGCUGCUGGGGAGGAGGCCGGAGAGUGUGAAAAGCCUGGAGGGUGGACGUGGGGAGCCCUCUGGCCCUAGCCCUGCUCCCAGCGGCAACAGACCGACCAGCUGUGCGGUGGUCCUGCACAGCCCCUCGGCUCACUUCACCGGCCGCUGGGACGAUCGGAACUGCGCGGAGGAGACACACGGCUUCAUUUGCCAGAAGGGCACGGACCCCUCCCUGAGCCCAUGCCCAGCAGCAUCGCUCCCUGCCCCGGGCACUGAGCUCUCCUACCUCAACGGCACCUUCCGGCUGCUGCAGAAGCCGCUGCGCUGGCACGACGCCCUCCUGCUGUGUGAGAGCCGCAACGCCAGCCUGGCGCACGUGCCCGACCCCUACACCCAGGCCUUCCUCACGCAGGCUGCCCGAGGGCUGCGCACGCCACUCUGGAUCGGGCUGGCCAGUGAGGAGGGCUCCCGGCGGUACUCCUGGGUCUCGGAGGAGCCGCUGAGCUAUGUGAGCUGGCAGGACUGGGAGCCCCAGUACCCGGGGGGCUGCGCCUACGUGGACAUGGAUGGGGCCUGGCGCACCACCAGCUGUGACACCAAGUUGCAGGGGGCUGUGUGUGGAGUUAACGGAGGGCCCCCUCCUCCCCGAAGAAUAAGCUACCACGGCAGCUGUCCCCAGGGGCUGGCGGACUCGGCGUGGAUUCCCUUCCGGGAGCACUGCUACUCCUUCCACAUGGAGCUGCUGCUGGGCCACAAGGAGGCGCUGCAGCGCUGCCAGAGAGAGGGUGGGGUGGUCCUGUCCAUCCUGGAUGAGAUGGAGAACGUGUUUGUCUGGGAGCAUCUGCAGAGCUCUGAGGGCCAGAGUCGGGGCGCCUGGCUGGGCAUGAACUUCAACCCCAAAGGAGGUACCCUGGUCUGGCAGGACAACACAGCUGUGAACUACUCCAACUGGGGGCCCCCGGGCCUGGGCCCCAGCAUGCUGAGCCACAACAGCUGCUACUGGAUCCAGAGCAGCAGCGGGCUGUGGCGCCCAGGUGCCUGCACCAACAUCACCAUGGGUGUCGUCUGCAAGCUCCCUCGAGCUGAGGAGAGCAGCUUCUCCCCGUCAGCAGCCCUCCCGGGGAACCCUGCGGCCCUGGUGGUGGUGCUGAUGGCGGUACUCCUGCUCCUGGCCCUGCUGACUGCGGCCCUGAUCCUCUACCGGCGGCGACGGAGCGUCGAGCGUGGGGCUUUCGAGGGCGCCCGCUACAGCCGCAGCUCCUCCGGCCCCGGCGAGGCCACUGAGAAGAACAUCCUGGUGUCCGACAUGGAGAUGAACGAGCAGCAGUAGAGCCAAGGGCGUGGGCGGGGCCGGGGCAGGAGGAGCUGGGGCGGGGCCGGGGCAGGAGGAGCUGGGCGGGGCCGGGGCAAGGAGGAGCUGGGACCGCCGGGCCCCCCCCCAGCUACAGCCCUGUCUGCCCAUGGAGGGGUUCCCUUGGGAGCUGCUGUGGGGAGCUGGGGCUGGCAGGGCCUGGGCUGGUGGGGUCCCUCCCUCCCACGAGGGCUGGGCUGAGACCUGGCUGAGUGCAGCGUGGCGUUUCCCUUUGGGGGGGGUCUUAAGGUCUUAUCACCCAGGCCUGUGCCCCCAUGGUAACCAGAGGCAGGACGGGAGCCUCCUUCUGCCUCUUCCUCCCCAGGCCCGCCUGCCCAGGCCUGUGCCCCAUGCCAGGACCUGCUUCUCGCUGCAGAGUCUGAGGAACCUCCCCUGAGCCCUCAGGCGGCCUCUGUUGCUUCUCUCCUUCCCUGGCAGCCUCAGCUCUGAGCCCCUCAUGCCAGCUCCUUUCCCUCCCUGCCCCCCUUGUCACCCAGCCCUCCCUUCUGAGCCAGGGCCCUGGGGUUUGGGGAGCCCUCUUGCUCUUGGUGGGGGUCGGCUGAGGGGGCCGAGCAUUUGUCACUCCUGUGCCUGCUGGGGUGGCCAUGGGACAUGGCAGGAGGGCCUGGGCCGGACGGAGAACAAGAGCAUAACUGGCGUCAGCUGGGCUGGAGACAGGACAGGGGAGAGACACCCUGACCUCCUGGGGGUGACCAGGCUGGGCUGGGGUGUCAUCUCCUGCCGGUCGGGGGAGGGCUGUGUCCCUAAAGAGUCCCCUGUGGGGACCAAAAUAAGUUCCCUAACGUUUCCAGCUCCUGGCUCUAGUUUGGAGAGAGAGGAGGUGUUUGGCCAGGGUCCUGGGGGUUUCAGAAGCGAGAGCCUAGGGACGCCCUCUAGUGGGGCCCAGAAGAAGAGCGCCUGAGUCCCCCGAGUGGCCCCAUGCGGGUGGAGCCGAGCCACCCAGCAACUUUCCAAGAGGCCGGAAUCCCAGCAGGAAUCACCAGGCCUGGUGCCGCGACCCAGGACAAUGUGAACAUGGACUCGAAGACAUGGUCCUUUUUUGUAGUUCUUAAUUUUUUUAAUGUGCCAUUAUUGUUUUAAAAAAGAGAAAAAAGAAAAGCAAACAAAUAAAACACCUUUAAGAGGCUUGAGAGAGAAGGGUUCCUGCUCUG
Messenger RNA from Physeter macrocephalus (sperm whale), 2540 nucleotides. It is a transcript of the gene MRC2, whose product is annotated as mannose receptor C-type 2. Lineage: Eukaryota; Metazoa; Chordata; Mammalia; Artiodactyla; Physeteridae. The record is from RefSeq and is a predicted model, not a curated record. The transcript has 10 exons.